Misgurnus anguillicaudatus (oriental weatherfish) is the source of this 3456-nucleotide messenger RNA. It is a transcript of the gene bmp3, whose product is annotated as bone morphogenetic protein 3. Gene Ontology annotation, molecular function: cytokine activity; growth factor activity. Lineage: Eukaryota; Metazoa; Chordata; Actinopteri; Cypriniformes; Cobitidae. Gene Ontology annotation, cellular component: extracellular region. Gene Ontology annotation, biological process: osteoblast differentiation. The record is from RefSeq and is a predicted model, not a curated record.
CUUUCUCUUUCAAUCGCGCGCACGCACGCACGCUUUCCUCUUGUACUCCUCCUCUUCUGUGCGCUGUCGUGUGAAGAUUAUCCCACUGCUCCCAUAAGCCCUAUAUAUUACUAGCGCAACAAGCUUUACCUUCAAUGAAAGCGGAGGAGAGGCACGAUUGGCUGCGUAACGCAUCGCUGCGACAGAAUCAAGUUUAACCUUAAGGACUACAUCUGCACCGAUUAACACGGAACAUUUAUCCCCGUAAUAUUUGCUGCAUCAGUCUUUGGAAACUCUUUUGGACAUUUUGGACUACACUAAACUGUCACGUUGUUUAAUUGCCUUAUUUCUGGGGGGUAACAGCGUCCAGGUGAUGCUAUUCCUCUCAAGAGGCGAGCGUUUAGGAGCGCAUGCAACUCAACCUAAACAGUCCCGCACCUCAAGCAUGGAUCGCUGUCAACGACUGUUUGUCCUCCUGUUGGGAUGGGGUUAUUUUUGCUGUGGACACUGCGCUGUGCUUAAGACAUCCUUCGUGGGCUUCUCAAAAGACGCAGAAUUUGGACAUAAACUGGAGGACAAACAGCACGUGAAGAAAACGGAGCAGGACACGCUUUCAGAGCACAUGCAGAUGCUGUACGCCAAAUACAACAGUGCGGGAUUCCCUCUGAAAGAUGGCAACACUGUACGCAGCUUUAAAGCGCAUUCAGGCACAAUCAACAACAAGCAGCUACAAAUCUUUAACCUCACUUCCCUCACCAAAUCCGAGGACGUUCUUUCAGCAACACUACACUACUACAUCGGUGACCUACAGAACAGCAGCCACCGAUGCGCAAAGUCUAAGAGCUGUGCUCACCAUAACCUCAGGCGACAAGGUCACAUUCACCUCGAUGUCUGGACUUUCAGCAUUGUGGAUAACACCACCAGAACGAUCGGCCAUUUUUCCAUUAACAUUUCCACAAUGCACCGGGACUUUAUAUCAUGGCAGUGGAAAGACGUAACACGUGUAGUCAACCAAGCCAAACAUCACGACCAGCUUCUCAUAGGCAUCGACAUUGACUCGAAAGGACGACAACCACUGAAGAAACUCUUGUCGGAUAGGUCUCCCUACAUUCUGGUCUACGCCAACGACUCCGCUAUCUCCGAACCCGAGAGCGUCGUGUCCACCCUCCAGAGACACAAACGCAGAUUGGUGCCUAACCUUCAUUUGCUUGAAGCUCAUAACCGCAGCACCUCCUCGCAACAUCGGACCAGGCGGUCCGCCAACGUCCUACUGCCGCUGCAGAACAACGAGCUUCCAGGCCCUGAGUACCCUUAUGAGGUACCUACCUGGGAUGAGGCCAGCCCGUUUGAUCCGAUGGAGAGCAAGCCAGUCAAGCGCCCUCGUAAGAAGCCUCGCAAGAACCCAAGGCACAAGAAUCCACUGCUGCAGUUUGAUGAGCAGACCAUAAAGAAAGCACGCAAGAAGCAGUGGAAUGAACCUAAAAACUGUGCUCGAAGAUAUUUAAAGGUCGAUUUCGCAGAUAUUGGCUGGAGCGAGUGGAUUAUCUCCCCAAAGUCUUUUGAUGCAUACUACUGCUCGGGGUCCUGUCAGUUCCCCAUGGCAAAGUCUUUGAAACCUUCAAACCACGCAACCAUUCAGAGCAUCGUGCGAGCAGUGGGCGUGGUCUCCGGCAUCCCAGAGCCCUGCUGUGUGCCCGAGAAGAUGUCUCCCCUCAGCAUCCUCUUCUUUGAUGAAGACAAGAACGUGGUCCUCAAGGUCUACCCCAACAUGACAGUGGACUCGUGUGCCUGUCGGUAAACUAUUUGGUUUCGUCCACCAGCUCAACCAGCUAAGCUCAUUUCUAAUUUUUGCACUGGAAGAAAGCCUACAUGCCAGUAGCGGACUGAAGAUAUUCGUAUCGCAAACCUUGAAGAAGUCUCUGGUUGUGCGGACCGAUGUGCUUUCCCAGAAGGAAUUUGUUACUCUUAGCAUGAUCAACUGAGAUUCAUGAACCUACAAAGAGACUUUCGAUGUUUGACUCUCAUGCAUGGGACAAACAUUCGUUGAUUGAUCAUGAAUCCGAUUCUGUACAGUUUGUAUAAUCUCACAAUAUUAUAGCUAUAUUUUUGCUACAGGGGCAUUGAUUGACUCUCAGUGUCUGUAUUCUAUGGCUGCUAUACAGAGGUAUACUUUACUGCAAAGACCAAAUGUGGUCAAAGUGGACUUGGAAAGAAAGAAAAGGCGUUUGUUACCUUUGGAAAAAAAUUAACUCGGACUAUAUUAAAAUGAUUAUGUUACAUAAAAUGCAUACUGUCCACAUUACACUUAAAACAGUGUUUAAUAUCUGGGUGUUUUGAAUGUCUACAAUCUUCAUAAAUGAGAAAAUAUUUAUUUUCUUCAAAAGAUGCGCAAAGCUCAUAUUGUUACAUCUUAUUUUAUACACAUUAUGGAUUUAUCUUGCAUUUGUAAAUAUGUUUAAUAUAUAUAAUACAGAUACUUUUGUCUGAAGGUUGCAUCCUUACAACUCAAUUCAAUUCAUGGUGUUGCCAUUGUAGCAAAUAGAAACAAUCUGUCAAUUAUUCACAUUAUGUUUCAACCACUAUUUCAACCAGGUUUCAGAUUUUCGGCAGUUCUGAUAGCUCACAGCCAGAUAUUCAAAAUAAUUUCAGGAGUAAGUAUUGUUUGAUAUGUUCUGCAGAUCGGAAAAACAAUCAUGUUUUAAAUACUAACACAAUUUGUAGAUUAUUUAGCCUUUGUCUUAUUAAGCAAUUCCUUUAUACCACAUUUAAAAAAGUUUUUUGAUAAAAAUAUUCAGUAUUCAGAUUGCAUAAAUGAAACAGCAGUGUCAUGUUUACUUAUUUGGGCAAAACAUCUUUACUGCAUUGAUUUAUUUUGGAUAUAAAUGUGAGUUUUCACUUUUCUAAUAUAUUUAAACACAUUUGUACUGCUUUUCUAAAAUAGCAUAUAGCUAAAGCAAUGACCAUUCAGCUGCAUGUUUAAAAAUUGGUGGUGUUCCUGUUGAAUUUCGUCGAAACAUUUGGACAAUAGAGAAAUGUAAACAUUAAAAAAGUAACCUAUUAAUAUAUAUAACACAUCAUGAAUCCCAAAGACAUACAGUAUGUAAAGCACUCCUUUAGCAUUUGUGUAAUAUAUAUUUUUGGAUGGCUUCCAACACACUGUGUGUUUUGUAAAUGUUCUUCUGUAGGUGAAAGGAUGUGCUUGUACGAUAAGCUUCAUAAGAAAUUAUAUUUGUAUAUGGAAAUGACCUUUAAAAGCAUUUAUUUAUUUUCUGUAUGUUGCAUUCUGUACCUUGUUAUUUUUGUGAAGCUUCAUUAAAUAUACAUUCAGAGCUUUGCUGCACAAAGGUUAGACAGCGGUGCACAAGAAUCGAUCGUUUGUCAAAUUAGUGAGAAUGCUUAUUGUAACCCAUCUCACUAACUAAAGGGCUCCAUUUUGACAGACCAAGGAAAACUCAAUAAAGUUGUAUAGUUUUAACA